GCCGGACUGCAGAGAGAACACCGGAGCCGAGGUGAACAGCCGGAAGAAAAGGAGAGCUCUGGCACUGACCCACUGAACGCAGCGGAGCGGCAGUCACCGGGAACACACCGCUCUUUGAACACAGAGACCGCAGACCACAACCGAAACAGAGACCUUUACGCCGACAACCAAAGAAAAAAAAGAAAAUGGCCAAAGUGUCGAUGACUAUCGCGGCGUUGGGCGUCACGCUGCUCCUGGUGGCCGGGGCGUGGGCCCAGACCCCCAAGAAGAAGAACUUCCCCAAGUCCCAGAAGGGCGCGUGCUGCGAGGAGGUGCGCUCCCUGAAGGUGCAGGUGGCCAACCUGAGCAGCAUCCUGGAGGAGCUGGGCCGCAAGCAGGAGACGGACCUGCUGACCGUGGUGCGGCAGGUCAUGGAGCUGGACAAGCAGAACCGCCAGCAGGAGGCCCGCGUCACCGAGGCCGAGAGCAAGUACUCGGAGAUCAACAACCGCGUGGAGAUCCUGCAGCUGCAGGGAGCCCAGUCCAUCACGCAGACCAGCUCAGAUGUCAUGUAUGACUGCGCUUCCCUGUACGCCAAGAACUACCGGAUCUCCGGAGAGUACAAACUCCCCAAGGACGACUUCCUCCGGACGCCCGAGCUGACAGUGUUCUGCGACAUGGAGACCAACGGGGGUGGCUGGACCGUGAUCCAGAGGCGCCGGGUGGGCCUCACCUCCUUCGACCGCGACUGGAAGCAGUACAAGAAGGGCUUCGGCACGGUGCGCGGGGACUUCUGGCUGGGCAACGAGCACAUCUACCGCCUGACGCAGCAGGCCACCGUGCUGCGCAUCGAGAUGGAGGACUGGGCGGGAGACACUCGCUACGCCGAGUACGGCUCCUUCAGCCUGAGCAACGAGCUCAACAGCUACAAGCUCCUCCUGUCCAACUACAGCGGCAACGCCGGAGACUCGCUGCGCUACCACAACAACACCUACUUCAGCACCAAGGACAAGGACCACGACAAGUGCGUGGACGACUGCGCCGCCCUGCGGAAAGGUGGCUACUGGUACAACUGCUGCACGGACUCCAACCUGAACGGCGUGUACUACCGCAGAGGGGUGCACUCGCCCAGAACAGACGGCAUCAAUUGGUACGGCUGGCACGGGUCUAGCUACUCCAUGAAGAGGGUGGAGAUGAAGAUCCGACCUCACAGCUUUCGCCCGUGAGGGACGAGGGCCAGGGCAGCUGGUGCAGAUGACUGGCAGGCCUUCUCAGAGAUCAAACGAAUACCGGCACACUCUGAACUUGGGGGGG
Gadus chalcogrammus (walleye pollock) is the source of this 1293-nucleotide messenger RNA. RefSeq names its product angiopoietin-like 7 (gene angptl7). The record is from RefSeq and is a predicted model, not a curated record. NCBI's taxonomy places the organism in Eukaryota, Metazoa, Chordata, Actinopteri, Gadiformes, Gadidae. Bases 186 to 1205 code for a protein of 339 amino acids. The transcript is spliced from 5 exons.